Molecule: messenger RNA, 2688 nt
Organism: Aegilops tauschii subsp. strangulata
Lineage: Eukaryota; Viridiplantae; Streptophyta; Magnoliopsida; Poales; Poaceae
Product: mitogen-activated protein kinase 8
Biological process (GO): protein phosphorylation
Molecular function (GO): ATP binding; MAP kinase activity
Source: RefSeq, a predicted model, not a curated record
GUCAGUGGUUCCCCGAACGAACCCGAUCGCUCGCACCAGACGAACGAGACGAGACGAGACGAGGAGGAGGAGGAGGCACGGAGCUCCUUGUGUUUGGGUUUGCCCUUUGCGUUGCCCCACCCCCACCGGGCCACAGGACGAAACCAACGCCACAACAACUCACACCCCCUUCGCCCGCGAGUUGCUCAGUCGCAGCGAGCCGGGCCACAAGACACGAGCGUUCCGGUUCAGGUUGGGGUUGGGGUUGCGCUCCCUCGUUUCAUCGUCGAUCCGCCCGACCCGCCACACCGGCCCGGGGACAGACAGAGAUCUCUCCCUCGCGCGCGCGUGCCGGCGGUGACAAAUGCGGCUUGAUUCGCCGGCGGACCAGCGGCGGUGAGCGAUGCAGCCGGACCAGCACCAGCAGCAGCAGCGGAGGAAGGGUUCAUCGGAGAUGGACUUCUUCAGUGAAUAUGGCGAUGCUAAUAGAUACAAAAUUCAGGAAGUCAUCGGUAAAGGGAGUUACGGUGUCGUUUGUUCAGCUAUUGACCAACAUACUGGCGACAAGGUGGCAAUCAAGAAAAUACACAAUAUCUUUGAGCAUUUAUCUGAUGCUGCUCGGAUCCUCCGUGAGAUCAAAUUACUCCGCCUAUUGAGACAUCCUGAUAUAGUUGAGAUCAGGCAUAUAAUGUUGCCUCCGUCAAGGAGGGAUUUCAAGGAUAUUUAUGUCGUCUUUGAGCUGAUGGAUACAGACCUCCACCAAGUCAUCAAGGCCAAUGAUGACUUAACCAAAGAACACCAUCAGUUCUUUCUCUAUCAGAUGCUUCGUGCACUGAAAUAUAUUCAUACCGCUAAUGUUUAUCAUCGUGAUUUGAAGCCAAAGAAUAUAUUGGCAAAUGCUAACUGUAAACUCAAAAUAUGUGAUUUUGGGCUAGCACGAGUGGCAUUCAAUGACACUCCCACGACUGUAUUUUGGACGGAUUAUGUUGCUACUAGAUGGUAUAGGGCUCCUGAGCUUUGUGGAUCUUUCUUUACUAAGUAUUCACCAGCUAUUGACAUAUGGAGUAUUGGUUGCAUUUUUGCGGAGAUUUUAACUGGGAAACCUUUGUUUCCUGGUAAAAAUGUAGUUCACCAGUUGGAUUUAAUGACUGAUCUCUUGGGUACGCCGUCACUGGAUACUGUUUCCAGGAUCCGGAAUGAGAAGGCAAGGAGGUACUUGAGUAGUAUGAGGAAAAAACAACCGGUAUGUUUUUCUGAGAGGUUCCCCAAAGCAGAUCCUGCUGCACUCAAACUUAUGCAGCGGCUUUUAGCAUUUGACCCCAAGGAUAGACCAACGGCAGAAGAGGCGUUAGCUGAUCCAUAUUUUAAAGGCCUUGGGAAGGUAGAGAGAGAACCAUCCUGCCAGCCAAUAUCGAAAUUUGAGUUUGAGUUUGAACGGAAAAAGGUGACAAAAGAGGACGUAAAGGAACUUAUAUUCCGUGAGAUAUUGGAGUAUCAUCCUCAACUUCUCAAGGAUUACAUGAAUGGAACUGAAAAAACGAACUUCCUAUAUCCUAGUGCUGUAGACAAUUUCCGAAGGCAAUUUGCUAACUUGGAGGAAAAUGGAGGGAAGGGAGGGGCAAUCGUUCCAUCGGACAGGAAGCAUGUUUCACUCCCCAGGACUACUACAGUUCAUUCUACACCAAUUCCUCCAAAAGAUCAGAAGUCUUCCCAAGUUCCCCAAAGGAUUCCAACAGGUAGACCAGGAAGAGUGGUUGGCCCGGUAAUACCAUUUGAGAAUUCAUGUGCUAUGGAUCCUUACAGUCAACGAAGGGUGGCGAGGAAUCCAGUACUUCCUGCAGCUGCUACCAAUGUAUCAGCAUACGCAUACCACCGAAAGUCAGACAGUUCAGAGAGAGAGUUACAGCAGGAGCUUGAAAAAGACCGCAUGCAGUACCAGCCGAUGCAGCGUUUCAUGGAUGCCAAGAUGGUCUCCCCUGACUUGAGGUCUACCUCCUAUUACAUGCCAAAGGGUGUCCCAAAAGCCGAUGUAGCAGAAAGGACUGGUUUGCAGCCAAACAUGAUGCAGGGAAUUGCCCCGUUUAAUGGCAUUGCUGCAGUUGGAGGUAGCUACAAUAAGGCCAGUGCUGUUCAGUAUGGAGUUUCAAGGAUGUACUAAGUGAUCUAGUGCAAUGACCACUUCCAAAAUGCUUGGCUUAGCUGAAGUAAUAACAUGGAAGAAUCGAAGUACUUACUGAGUUGCCUUAUGGGCUGAAGGUUCAGACAGUGGAUCGAUGAUCUUCGAUCGAGGAGGAAGUUGAUGUCUCAUGAAGAACAAAAAAAAUAAGAUUAUGCAAAGACAACAUCCUGCCUGUUGAUCUAGCUGCCAAGGAAAGAAUGACAUCUGGUAAUUUGCUGCUAAGGGGAAAAGCCGAAGUUGGGGGUACAAGAUGAUUGAGGUCUAUGUACUUUGAAAGAACGGAAACAUAUCGGAAUAAUGGAAAUGGUGAACUUCUGUACAUAAAUAACUUGAUUUUUCUUUGUAUUACUGUCGGCGAGAGCUGUCAGUUUUGCUCCAUAUUCAUGUGGCAAUGUGAUUUAUUUUUCUGGGUUUGAAGCACUUCUGCAGUUAUGCUUCUGUAGGAGUUCAGCGUUGUAAUAGUUCGGAGUAUGUUUAGAUCUGUAAUAGAAUAACAAGACCAAACUUCAGUAAGAUAGAAUGGUAAUGAA